UUAAUCUCAGAUCCGACAGACAACUGAAAUGGAUCAUCGCCAGUCAACCCCCUCUCUCUUUCUCUCCGCCCUCACUCCGUUGACCCCUCCUUGACCAACGAGUAUGGGCAACUGCAACGGCCUUCCCUCCUCCGCCUACUCCCGCCACCGCCACCCCGAUCACUCCUCCGAUGGCCCCCAGUCCACUGCCAACGGCCUCAACAUCCACCCCACCACCCCUCCCCGCCCUCAUCCCGCCGCCCCUCCCCGCCCUCCGCCCCCUCGCCAGCACCAGCCUCAGCCGGCCGGCCCCACCGUCGGCCGCGUCCUCGGCCGCCCGAUGGAGGACGUCCGGGCCACCUACAUCUUCGGCCGAGAGCUGGGCCGGGGACAGUUCGGGGUUACCUACCUGGUGACCCACAAGGAGACCAAGCAGCAGUUCGCCUGCAAAUCUAUCGCCACCCGCAAGCUCAUCAACAAGGACGACGUCGAGGACGUCCGCCGUGAGGUCCAGAUCAUGCACCACCUCACCGGCCACCGGAACAUUGUGGAGCUGAAGGGAGCUUAUGAGGAUAGGCACUCUGUCAAUUUGGUGAUGGAGCUGUGUGCCGGGGGAGAGUUGUUUGACCGGAUCAUAGCCAAGGGGCAUUACUCCGAGCGUGCCGCAGCGAAUCUGUGCAGGCAGAUAGUGACCGUGGUGCACGAUUGCCACACAAUGGGAGUUAUGCACAGGGAUUUGAAGCCCGAGAACUUCCUCUUCUUGAGCAAUGAUGAGAAUUCGCCCUUAAAGGCUACUGACUUCGGUCUCUCCGUGUUCUUCAAGCGAGGAGAUGUGUUCAGAGACCUCGUCGGAAGUGCAUAUUAUGUGGCCCCAGAAGUGCUUCGUCGUCACUAUGGAGCUGAGGCCGAUAUAUGGAGUGCUGGGGUGAUUUUGUACAUUCUGCUCAGUGGUGUCCCACCUUUCUGGGGAGAGAAUGAACAGGGCAUAUUUGAUGCGAUUCUUCGGGGACAUAUUGAUUUCUCAUCAGAUCGUUGGCCGUCGAUAUCGAGCAGUGCUAAAGAUCUUGUAAAGAAGAUGCUGCGGUCCGAUCCCAAAGAAAGGCUUUCUGCAGUCGAAGUGCUUAAUCAUCCAUGGAUUAGAGAAGAUGGAGAUGCAUCUGAUAAGCCUCUUGAUAUUGCCGUCUUAACUAGAAUGAAGCAAUUCAGAGCAAUGAACAAACUUAAGAAAGUUGCUCUAAAGGUAAUUGCCGAAAAUCUUUCUGAAGAAGAAAUCAUGGGGUUGAAGGAAAUGUUCAAGUCCAUGGACACAGAUAACAGCGGAACGAUCACAUAUGAAGAGUUGAAAGCUGGUCUCCCGAAAUUGGGCACCAAGCUUUCUGAGAGUGAGAUAAAACAAUUAAUGGAAGCGGCUGAUGUUGAUGGAAAUGGAACAAUUGAUUACAUUGAGUUUAUCACUGCAACUAUGCAUCUGAAUAGAGUGGAGAGGGAGGAUCAUUUAUACAAGGCCUUUGAGUACUUCGAUAAGGACAAGAGCGGGUACAUUACAAUGGAGGAGUUAGAACAUGCACUGAAGAAGUACAAUAUGGGCGAUGCCAAAACCAUAAAGGAGAUCAUUGCCGAAGUUGACACUGACAAUGAUGGAAGAAUUAAUUACGAUGAGUUUGUGGCUAUGAUGAGAAAAGGCAACCCUGAACUGAUCCCAGGCAGACGUCGAAAAUGAUGAAAUGAGUGUUGGGGUCUGUGUUGGGCAUUUUUACAAUAUCGUGGCUCCAGGCAGACUAUAAGUGAGACUGCUCUCGGUUACUAAGCAGGGUUGUAUGUCUAUUUGAUUUUUAGUGUGACCAAAACUGCUAGUCCUUCACUGAAGAGUAUUCUUUUUGGUUUGCAUUUAUACAUUUGCUUUCAUGGAGGAACAGAGCCAGGAAAAUUCGAGCUUGUGACAGGUUCUUAGAUCAAUCCUUUUGUCUUUGAGAUCAGACAGAUCAGUUCACGAGUUUGGUUUCGGUAGAUAUAAAGGUUGGUUCUUCCGCCCAGAGAUUGUUUCCAAAUUGUUUGCGUUUGAUAAAUUUGUCGAUCAAUUACAAUUGAACGAACUUUGGUUGAGUUGAAUCUUGUAA
Molecule: messenger RNA, 2096 nt
Organism: Punica granatum (pomegranate)
Lineage: Eukaryota; Viridiplantae; Streptophyta; Magnoliopsida; Myrtales; Lythraceae
Source: RefSeq, a predicted model, not a curated record